Molecule: messenger RNA, 1772 nt
Organism: Anopheles coustani
Lineage: Eukaryota; Metazoa; Arthropoda; Insecta; Diptera; Culicidae
Gene: ScsbetaG
Product: succinate--CoA ligase [GDP-forming] subunit beta, mitochondrial
Exons: 4
Coding region: 332-1594 (420 amino acids)
Biological process (GO): tricarboxylic acid cycle; succinyl-CoA metabolic process
Cellular component (GO): succinate-CoA ligase complex; mitochondrion
Molecular function (GO): succinate-CoA ligase (GDP-forming) activity; ATP binding
Source: RefSeq, a predicted model, not a curated record
GAUGUGUUGUAUUUGGAGAUCAUAUUAGUUUCAAUCAUCGAACGUGUAUUGUGUGCCAUUUCCACGGCCCCAUGGGACGUGCAUAAUAAUAACAUUAUCAUUGUUGAACACAUCAAUUAAACUGCCCAUCAAGGGACAAUCACUGCUAGCAUCAUCAUACCGACCGUGCAGCCUGCAAUCUAAUCUUUUUCCUCCAUUUAUAAUCACAACUACGUUGCGUUUUUCGCUGUAUGUGUUCACGGGAAGAUCAACCUCAGCAGUGUACCGAAGAACAAACCCGACUGCCAACAGUUGAGCACGCGAUAAGACACCAAUCGCAACGGCAAGAAACAUGGCUGCGCUGGCUUCGUUGUCGAAAGUCUGCUCUCGAUUGGCAAAGCCCGCACUGCAGGCGGGACUCAAGAUUCCGUCUCGAAAUCUGAAUCUAUUGGAAUACCAAAGCAAGAAACUUCUGGAAGAGAGUGGAGUGGCAAUUCAAAACUUUCGUAUUCUGGAAGGCAAGAAGGAUGCGGAUGUCCUAAAGGAUUUCAAUGUAAAUGAAUACGUUAUUAAAGCACAGAUCCUUGCUGGUGGUCGGGGUAAAGGUCACUUUGAUAAUGGCUUCAAGGGUGGUGUGCAUAUCACCAAGGACCGGUCGCAAGUUAUUCCACUGGUCGAGAAAAUGGUGGGUCAUAAGCUAAUCACCAAACAAACGCCCAAGGAUGGCAUCCUCGUCAAGAAGGUGAUGGUGGCCGACAGCAUAAACAUUGUGCGCGAAACGUACCUCUCGAUCGUGAUGGACCGUCAGCACAACGGACCGGUGCUGAUCGCUUCACCCGCCGGCGGUAUGGACAUCGAGGCGGUCGCCGAGGAGACGCCGGAGAAAAUCAAAACCAUUCCGAUCGACAUCAACGGUGGGAUUACGCGCGAGCAGGCCCUCGAAGUGGCCCGAUUUUUGGAGUUCCGUGGGCCGCUAGUCGAGCGAGCUGCUAAUGAAAUCACAAAACUAUACAACCUCUUCACCAAGGUGGAUGCCGUCCAAAUCGAGAUCAACCCGCUGGCGGAAACGGACGAUGGGCGCGUGAUUUCCGUCGACGCAAAGCUCAACUUUGACGACAACGCGCAGUUCCGGCAGCGGGACAUCUUUGCGAUGGAAGUGCACGAGGACACCGACCCGAAGGAAAUCGAGGCGUCCAAGUACAAUCUGAACUACAUCGCGAUGGAGGGCAACAUCGGGUGCCUGGUGAACGGAGCCGGCCUGGCGAUGGCCACCAUGGACAUCAUCAAGCUGAACGGGGGCAGUCCAGCAAACUUCCUGGAUGUCGGUGGGAGCGUAAAGGAGGAACAGGUACUGAAGGCCUUCCAGAUUUUAACCUCCGACCCGAACGUGAAGGCAAUCCUGGUCAACGUGUUCGGUGGCAUCGUGAACUGUGCCACGAUCGCGAACGGAAUCGUUAGUGCGACGAAAACGAUGAACCUCCAGGUGCCGUUGAUCGUACGACUGGAAGGAACGAACGUAAACGCGGCGAAGAAAAUCUUGCAAGAGUCCGGACUGAAGAUAGAUUCUGCCGCCGAUCUGGACGAGGCUGCCCGCAAAGCGGUCCAAUCGAUCUAAUUCCAAUGAGGUCCACCGCACUUUCGCAUGUUAAACUGCAUUGCAACGCAUCAAAGUCUUCCGAAUGCGCCUUGGGACGCGUGAGGCGUUCGGAAUUUUUAUCGUUUCGGGUCGAAACACAAUGGUGAAUGGAGUCGUGAAUAAAUAAUGUACCGCAUUUUUAGUUGAUUUUUUAAAA